Messenger RNA from Aspergillus fijiensis CBS 313.89, 2051 nucleotides. Its product is annotated as putative GPI anchored cell wall protein (Dan4). Lineage: Eukaryota; Fungi; Ascomycota; Eurotiomycetes; Eurotiales; Aspergillaceae. Bases 397 to 1638 code for a protein of 413 amino acids. The transcript has a single exon. The record is from RefSeq and is a predicted model, not a curated record.
UGCUACUAUUUAUUCACUGGCGGCGCAGCAGAACAAGCCUUGUCGGCCAUUUGUUUCACUCUCAUCUCGGGUGGCUUGCAGUUAAUCAAUCACCUGCCAACCGUUACUAUAAUCAAUUAUUGCCAGCCCACUGUUGCAGGACGCACUACACGCAGCGUACUGUACUCAGCCCAGUACACCUACUCAUACUUAUCAACCUGCCUGGCCUCUCUCUUCCGCUUCCGUCUCCUUCCCCUCUUCAUCGACCUCCGAGUAUUACCCUUUUGGGAACUCCAACCAAGUGAACGACACACUUUUUCUCUCGCUUCGAUCCCCUGAACCUUCGUUUCUUCCACUUCAACUUCAAAAACAUCCCACUCGAUCAAUAAAGACGUUGAAAUAUCCAACUGAGGCGCCAUGGCGUUGUCAACUCGCCUGCUCCAACUGCUUCUCCUAUCCCUAAUCGCCUUAUCUGCGAUUGCAGCCCCGGCCGCCGAUCAGUCCGAAUCCGACGCCCCGUCGGUCGCCGACAGCAUCGAAGAGACCUCCCUCCACAAGGCUCUGCAUCUGUUCCAGAGGUUCAGCCACGGCAUCUUCCAGUCUGACGAGGAAGCUGCCGCAGCUCUCCAGCAGGAUGAUUCGUCGUUGGCGGACCACUUGAACCUGGUCAAGCGAGCGGAUGGCAACUCGACGGCUGCGGUAGAGACGACGAGCCAGGCCUCGGAGCCGGCAGCGACCACUUCUGCCGCCGCGGCAGCAACCACCGCUUCGCAGGCUGAGAGUUCCACCAGCAGUGCGCAACAACAGCCCACCACUACUGCUGCGGAAACUACCGCCGCUCCUACGACCACUGCUGCCCGCACGACCGCUGCGAGACCUACGACUAGCUCUAGCAGCAGUGAGUCCAGCUCUAGCAGCAGUGAGUCGAGCUCUAGUAGCAGUGAGUCUAGCUCCUCGUCUCCGUCCACGUCUUCUUCUUCCUCUUCUGCCUCUACGGCGACCACCUCGUCGACCUCUUCCUCCUCCUCGUCGUCUUCCACGGCGACGUCGACCUCUACUACUUCUACUUCUUCGUCCACUUCGUCUACAUCUUCGUCCUCGUCCUCUUCUCACACCACCGCAGCUAGUACCACGAUCCCCACCGUCGCGGCCACUACUACUACUACUACCUCUACCUCUGCUACUUCCACUACCACUAGUACCACUUCAUCCAGCUCACAUACUACCGCAGCUCACACGACCUCCACCACCUCAACAACAUCCACCUCCUCGACCUCCUCCUCGUCCUCCACUUCAUCAAGAUCCACAUCCGCCACCUCGACCUCGACCUCGACCUCCACCACCCUCGAGACCACCACCUCCACCUCCACUACUUCAACCAAGGACUCCCAAACCACAGACGACAGCUCCACCACCAGCGCCAAGACCACCCCCUACACCUCCACCUACAAGAUGACCACCACGCUGCCCAACGGCCAGCAGAGCACCGUCACCGCCAUCACCGUCAUCCACCCGACCGAGACUGCCCACGAGGUCGCCACCGGCACCCGCGGAUCCCCAAGUCUGCAGACCGACAACGGUGCCGCGACCGCGCACGGUCUAGGUCGGGAGCUGUUCGUGAUGGUCGGUGGAGCGGCCGUGGUGGCUAUGGCUCUGUAAAGACAAAAGCAAACCACCUCCCCCACAUCAUCCGAAUACUUGUUUUUCUCCUCCCAGCAAAUGCAUUUUCCGGCGUUUUUUUUGUUUCCUGCUAGCUUUUCAGCUGCCCCCAUGAUACCUCUCACCAUGUUACGAUCCUUUUGAUGCAAAACAAAACACACGUGAAUCUGGCAAAGCAUACAUUACUUGUUCAUUUAGCUCGGCGUAUUCCCACAUCUUGUCUCUCCUUUAGCGCAUUCUGAUUUCUGUUUUUACACCUGGGUUGGGGAGAAGAGGAGGGUAGAGGGGAUGGAUGGAUGGAUGUUGUUCAAAGCAUGUGCAUACUUUAGACAGGUUGUCUUUGAUCAUUCACCCUUGGGGGUUGCAAAGGUGACUCCUGGAUCACGGAUCAUUCGGACAUAAUUUGAGACUGU